Suillus subalutaceus is the source of this 186-nucleotide messenger RNA. RefSeq lists its product as uncharacterized. The transcript has a single exon. The annotation marks the transcript as partial. NCBI's taxonomy places the organism in Eukaryota, Fungi, Basidiomycota, Agaricomycetes, Boletales, Suillaceae. The record is from RefSeq and is a predicted model, not a curated record.
UUCCACACAAACCGUUCGCCAUGGACAGUGAACCAAAGACAGUUUCCUCUGCGACCUGCAUAUGCAGCUACAUUAAAUGGAUGUCAAGGUUUGACGCUAACGCAAACCGUGCUCGACCUCUGGACCGAUCCCUUCGCUCAUGGUCGAUUGUGCACGGUGUUGUCGAACGUGAGAACGCGAAGAGAC